AUGGCCUGCGCUCCGGGCGCCAAUGCCGCAGUGCGAUCCCGGCCGGCGGCAGAGAAGGCCGGCAAGGCCGCGGGCGCAAAACGGAGGAAGGUUCCGGCUUCAAGGAAGGUUCCAGCUUCAAGGAAGCCAUCUUCUUCAACCUCUCACUCCAUCCCCCCGCAAGGAGGUGCUCCGACGAUGUCGUUCAACGGUGCCGCUCCUCCCGUGAGCGAGGUGUUCGACGAAAUGGCCGGAAGCGGUGGUUCGAACAAUGCAACUAACGAGUUCGUGAACUUGUUGGACACGAACGCGGUUGACAUUGAUCAAGCCCCUUUCAAACCAUUCGACAACAAUGAAACGGAGGGCGGCGUGGACGAUCAUGGUUGUGCGGGCGAGUUGGAGGAGAUCGAAGCGGAAGCGACUUCACGCACAUUUCGGUCGCUUCAAGGUCGUUGGGAGAACAUCAAGCCUAUGUGCAGCCAUUGGGCAGCUUGCUUGGAGCAAGUACGCAAUGCACCUCCAAGUGGCACAGUGGAGUCCGACUAUGACAAGAUUGCUCAACAUAGAUACAAGGACAUGGAAGCUUCGGAAGACAGAUUCUUCAAAUUAGAGCAUUGUUGGGAGUUGCUCCAAAAGUGCGAUAAGUGGAAGUUGAUCGACAAAGAAUCCCCACCAAAGAGAGGCUCACUUAUAAACAUGGAUGAAGAUGAGGAUGAUGAUGGCCCAAGAAAUUUGCACAAGCCUGAUGGCGACAAGAAGACUAAAGAGAAGAUAAAGAGAGAGCAAGAAGCAUCAAGCUUGAGGGAGAAGAUCGAUGCCAUGGUGCAAUCAAACGAGUUGAUGUUGUUGAAGUCGUUGGAGAUCAAGAAAGAGUUGGCCGAGAAGAAGGCAAAAGAGAAGCAAGAAAAAUGGCAAAUGCUCAAGGAAGAGGGGCUGCGCAAAGCUGCCAUUGAGGAGAGAAAAGCACGCGCCUCUGAAAACAAAUCGUUGUCAUUGUUGCUCGCCGAAGAGAACAAGAUCAUGUCAAUGAACCGCAAUGACAUGGACGACGUCACCAAAACAUGGCAUGAUAUGGCAAGGAAAGAGAUCUUCAAGAGGAGAAUGGUCGCCUCGCCCGGUCCGUGUGCCAGUUUCGGUGAUGUUUUCUCUACUUCAUAUGGUGGCAAUGUGGAUGAUUUCAGUGCGGGAGUUGGAACAAGCGACGGAGGUGGCUACGGUGGCGCCGAUGAACUUCAAGAUGGACUCCAUGGCGCGGAGUGA
Molecule: messenger RNA, 1239 nt
Organism: Aegilops tauschii subsp. strangulata
Lineage: Eukaryota; Viridiplantae; Streptophyta; Magnoliopsida; Poales; Poaceae
Source: RefSeq, a predicted model, not a curated record